Molecule: messenger RNA, 936 nt
Organism: Polychytrium aggregatum
Lineage: Eukaryota; Fungi; Chytridiomycota; Chytridiomycetes; Polychytriales
Product: DNA-binding protein
Exons: 6
Coding region: 56-673 (205 amino acids)
Biological process (GO): mitotic spindle assembly checkpoint signaling
Cellular component (GO): cytoplasm; kinetochore; nucleoplasm
Source: RefSeq, a predicted model, not a curated record
GCACACCAUCCAACGCCGACCGCCGCUGCCGCCACAACCACCGCCGUCGCCAGCCAUGUCGCUACAGUCCCAGAAACCCAUCACCCUCCGAGGCUCGGCCCAGAUCGUCGUCGAGUUCUUUGAAUACGGAAUCCACACCAUCUUGUACCAGCGCGGAAUAUAUCCCGCCGAAGACUUCAAAUCCAUCAAGAAGUAUGGACAGACCCUCCUUGUGAACAACGACGACAAUGUCAAGGCAUACCUGAAGCAGAUUUUGAUCCAGCUCGAGAAGUGGAUCAUGGCCAAGACAAUCAGCAAGCUGGUAUUAGUGAUCAGCUCCAAGGAGACCCGCGAGGUACUCGAGCGGUGGCAGUUCGACAUUGACCUGGUCAAGGACGACGACAUCACGACCCAGAAGAAGAGCGGCGGCGCAAACAAAACGGAGAAGGAGAUCAACAUGGAGAUCAGCGCGAUCAUGCGCAACAUUACCGCUUCUGGCAGCUUCCUGCCCAUGAUCGACGAGCCCUGUACCUUCAAUGUCCUGGCAUACACCGAGAAGGAUGCCGAGGUCCCGACCACGUGGGUCGACUCGGAUCCCAAGAUCAUCGAGAACGCCGAGCAGGUCCGUCUGAGGAGCUUCUCGACCAACAUCCACAAGGUGGACUCGCUGGUGGCCUACAAGGUGGUGGACUAGGGCGGCCAUCGCACCGACGCUGCCUUCGACUCGGCCCGGUGCCGAUGACACGACGCAAGUUGCGGCGACAGGACCGUUCGAAGACUACCGCCCAAGGAUGCUCUCGACGAUGCGCACCGACCCAGGCGGCGACUGUGAAGACAAACGACGCUGGAUGUGGUCCUGGUAGUCUCUGCGACCGCCCGACCCUGCAACCGGCAUGCUUCUGUUGCUUAGGCACAUGCGCCGCACCGUGUUACGACAAUACAGCAGAAUGGAACAGC